Messenger RNA from Naegleria gruberi, 2469 nucleotides. RefSeq lists its product as uncharacterized. Lineage: Eukaryota; Heterolobosea; Eutetramitea; Acrasida; Naegleriidae. Bases 1 to 2469 code for a protein of 822 amino acids. The transcript has 2 exons. The record is from RefSeq and is a predicted model, not a curated record. Gene Ontology annotation, molecular function: ATP-dependent chromatin remodeler activity; ATP binding.
AUGUAUCGGCCUCCAAUUUCCCCAUCAGAAUUUGAUGUAUCGGAAGAAGCCAGCUAUGAUGUAGGUGAUAUAAUAGAUAUGAAUGAUGAAGAGGAUGAGUCUUCUAUUGACUUGAAUGAUUUUGAUUCGGAAGUUGAUUCGGAAGACUCUGAUGAUGGCCCAGAAUUACUUUUUGAAGACAAGGCUAUUGAAUAUUCUGUAGAAGAAUUGAAUGAUGAUGAUGAGGUAGUGGAUGAGUGUCAGAUGUAUAUUGAAAACUAUGUAAAAAGAUUUCAAUGUACUGAUGAGGAAAUUCGUGAGUUUUGUCAAGACAAAACCAAGGAAGAUAUUCAUGAUAAUUGGCAAAGGUUGGAGGAGAGAUUACUAAAACUGAAAGAUACAUUGAAUGGGAAUUUCAAAGGAUUAGACACCACUCUUAGAGAUAGUAUUAUUCAUCAAUUGGCUUUACAGGAAUUUGACAAGCAAGUGGUUAAAAAGAAGAAAAGAGUGGACGCUACUUUGAACAAGAAUACGAGACCAAACAGAAAGAGAAAAUCAGCACCAACAGUCGAUGAAGAGAAUGAUAUGAAUGAUUUCAUUGAUGAUGAGGGUGUUGAGGAAGUUAUAACGAGUGACGAAGAGCCAACUGAAAGAAUAAUCAAAACAGUAAUCCUCAAUGAAAAGCAACAAGCAUUGGCUGAUGAAAUUGAAAAAUGCAUUAUGGAAAAAAAUAAUAAUAAGUUCAGAGAAUAUUUGAGAAUGUAUGCAAGAAGGGAGAUUCCAGUUGUUGUAGCGUUCAAAACAAAACUUGCCUAUCACUUCAGACGCCAACAAUACGAACAAGGUUUCAAAAAGAUGCAACAGGAGGCACAAAAAUUAAAACUUAAGGAACAAUUGGCAGAGGAGGCACUUCAAAAUCAACAUAUUGUCGAGGAGGUUAAGGAAUCAGUCACCUUUAUCAAGAAGCAACAUGGAGAGUAUGAAUUAGAGUAUCAGGACUACGUCAUGGAUCACCAAAUUGAUUGUUUAAGAACGGCCAUUAAUAGAAUGAUGCAAGGAAAAUCCUUAUUGAUUGUAUUGAAUGACAAUGAAAAUAUGUACGACAAAAUGUUGGAAUUCGAUAAGGGAGGAAGAAUGAUGGUAAUGACCUAUGACAGGUGUAUGAAUAUUUUGAAAAAUAGUCCUGAGGAGGCAUUGUAUCUAAAGAAAGCUGAUAUUUUAGUAAUUGAUGAAGCUCAUGUUAUCAAAAAUCCAGAAUCUGAAAGAUUCAAGCAUUUCUCAUCCUUUUCCAAAUCUAUCAAAUUACUAGUUACUGGUACGCCAUUACAGAAUAGUAUAGCUGAAAUAUUCACGUUGAUAAGAUUUUUAGAACCUCAGAACCCAUAUGUGAGGAAGUUGAUGCGUUGUUUUAAUUCCACAUUUACAGAAUUCUUCUCUAAAAAUAGAAAAAACAUUGAAAACAGAGAGGUUCUUGCUAGAACUGAAGUCUUUUACAAUUACUUUAAGGAAUUGAUUCAUAGAAAAGUUAAUAUCAAGGAAAUGGAAGAGAUUGCAAAAAAGAAAGAGGAUAUUAUCAUAGAAUUUAAAAUGAGCAAAGAGGAGAAGGAUAUUUACGAGUUCAUUUCUCAAAAAUACAGAACUAAGUGUUACUUUGCCAGAUACUUUUAUCAGAGAUUAUGCCUCGACUGUGUCGAUUAUUUGAAAGAAUCAGAUGAGAAAGAUUUGGAAGAAUUUUCACAAGAAUAUAACGAUGAAGAUGUAACACCUGAGAGUUUUCAAACAACCCUCAAGAAAUAUAUUCAAGAAAGCCAUCCCAAAUUAACCGGCUCUACAAGAGUGAAAAUUUUGAAAAACUUAGUUUCUAGGAUAGUUGGAGGUAAAAAGGAAAAGGUUGUCGUAUUUUCUGGGUUAGUUUGCUACAACUCUGUCAUUGUUAAGGAGUUGAGCAAAGACAAUACAAUCAAGAUUGGUGUAUUUACAGGAGAUACAUCAUCUCCCAAGAGAGCAGAGAUUAUCAAUCAAUUCAAUAGGGGAAUUAUCAACACUUUGCUUAUUAGUAAGAAUGCGGGAGGUGUUGGUAUUGACCUUACAACGGCCACCAAUGUUGUAUUAUUCAAUUUGGACUUUAACUUUGCCAAAGAUGACCAAGCAAUUUGCAGAUUAGUCAGAAAAAAUCAAAAGGAACAAGUCAAAAUUUUCAGAUUGGUUUGCCGAGAAUCGGUGGAUGUAGCUGUUAAGGAACUUCAAGCUCACAAGACUGUUAUAUUUGACAAGUUGCUUGAUGAUAUUCCAUCCAUAAUUAAACCACGAGAAAGAAAUGAAAUCCCAGAGGAUUUAUGUAUCAAAGCUUUUGGAAACAAAUUUGUUCCUGCAAGCAUCAAAAAGCUCAUUGUAAAUAUUGAGAAAUUCCAAUUAACUGAAGGUUCAAUAGAUUUAACUGAAGACGAAGUUGAAACGGCACAAAACAAUAUUGAAAGUGAUAUGCUCUAA